Molecule: messenger RNA, 969 nt
Organism: Copidosoma floridanum
Lineage: Eukaryota; Metazoa; Arthropoda; Insecta; Hymenoptera; Encyrtidae
Product: ras-like protein 1
Biological process (GO): signal transduction
Cellular component (GO): membrane
Molecular function (GO): GTPase activity; GTP binding
Source: RefSeq, a predicted model, not a curated record
UGAUUUUUUAACUCUAUAGCUCUGUAGUUAGUAACAAAAUCAUAUGUAUUAUCUUGUUCGAUAUAAAUUUUUAUACACGUGUAUUUUCUCUCAUUGAAAUUUUAUUUGUAAUAUUCAUACAUUCUUUGUAGAUUAUUAUCUUACGGUUAUAAAAAAAUUUCUCACUGAUAAUGCCUGAAUACGAACUUGUCGUUGUGGGUAAUGGUUGUGUUGGAAAGUCAGCACUCACCAUACAAAUAGUGAAAAAUUAUUUUAAAGAUGAGUGUGAUCCAACAAUUGAAGACUCCUACAAGAAACAGGUGAGAAUUGAUGAUGAGACAUGCUUGUUGGAUAUAUUAGACAUUGCUGGUCAAGAAGAUUUUUCUACUAUGACAGACCAGUAUUUGAGAAUUGGAGACGGAUUCAUUCUCGUAUUUUCCGUUGACUCGGCAAAAAGUUUUGACGAUAUUCAUGAAUAUUAUAAAAGAAUAAGGAAAGUGAAAGAUGUAGAAAAAGUACCCAUGGUCUUGGUAGCAAACAAAUGUGAUCUGGAACAACCUUGGGCUGUCGACAUAGCCGAAGCUAGAGGAAUUGCAGAACUGUAUGGUUUACCUUUUAUCGAGACGUCGGCGAAAACGAGAAAGGGAGUUGAAGAUGCAUUCUUCGCUUUAGUCAGAGAAAUCCGAAAAGAUAGAGACAAAGGAAAAUCUAAGAAAGCAAAAAUAUUCAGACGCAGAAAAGGACAAUGUUGUAUUCUUUGAACGUUCCAUGAUUAAAUUCUUAUUCAUGAGAUGAACUGUAACGUAAGGAUAUGGAUAACUUUUUAUUCCGUUAUAAAAUUGAUUUUAUUAUUAUAGCAUUAUUUUUGGUUAUUCAUGCUUGUUUUAUAUUUUACCGUGCAUGUAAAUAAACUUUAAGAAUUACAAGUAUAGUUAUUUUAAUUCACUUUGAGCAUCAUUAUAUUUUUUCGUUUGUCUCUAAACUUAAAAU